AAGAGCGCACACGUUUCAUUCAACAGGCUAAGAAAGUAAGUUAUUUAUAACCCGCAGCGUCUUCAGGUUGCGCUCCUUGAGUGCGCACCGAGAAGAAUCCAAAGCAUCCUCCUAGUCCGGACUCUUGCAUCUGAAGGACAAAAAAAAAAGCCGCUGCACAGGAGCGCUGAUGCGCUUGCCGUAGUAUCGCCGCAACAGAGGUUUGGUGGCCAGGCUGUCACCCGGGGGUCGACACGGAUGGCUCGCGAAUAGGCAACUUUCUGUUUCGGAUCAAGCUAUUAUCUCCUCGUUUCUUCAUCCUGCUGUGACGCGGGAGGCUGCUUGUGAGCAUGGAAGCAAGCCUGUCUUCUGACCAGAGCUGCAAGCUGUAAAGUCCUCCCAGAGAAAAGCUGUGACUGUCAGAGAGAUGGCUAACAUCCUGGAGCUGCGUACAGACGGCAAUUCGCUCCUGAAGGCGGUGUGGCUCAGACGCUUGAGGCUCACCAGACUCCUCCUGGAGGGCGGCGCGUACAUCAACGAGAGCAAUGAACGUGGCGAGACGCCUCUCAUGGUGGCCUGCAUGUCAACGCACAGUGACCAGCAGAGCGUCAGCAAGUCCAAGCUGGUCAAAUAUUUACUGGACAACCAAGCGGACCCCAACAUACAGGACAAAGGUGGGCGUACCGCCCUGAUGCACGCCUGCAUCCACGAGGCGGGACACGAGGUCGUGGACAUCCUACUGAGCAAUGGGGCCGAUCCCAGCCUGGAAGACAGAGGCGGGGCCUCCGCGCUGGUUUACGCCAUCAACGCAGAUGAAAAGCAAACGCUAAAGCUGCUCUUGGAUGCUUGCAAAGCCAAAGGCAAAGAGGUGAUCAUAAUCACAACCGAUAAGUCGCCAUCUGGCACCAAAACAACCAAACAGUACCUAAACGUUCCUCCGUCCCCAGAGCUGGUUGAGAAGUCGUCCCCUGCCUACUGCGCCUCACCUUCUGAUAUCGACGUCUCUGCGUCUCCCACAAUUGAGCAAGAGCAGCAAAACACCGUCUUUAGCUUCCAGACAAAGCUGAAAACGUCCUGCUCUGCCAACAAACUGGCCAAUGGGCCCACGUCGCCCACGCGGCGGGCCAUCAGCCACAAGCGCGCGCGUUUACCUCAGCUGAAACGCCUGCAGUCGGAGCCGUGGGGGCUGAUCGCACCUUCGGUGCUGGCCGAACGGGCGAACAGCCACGACGAAAGCAAGAAGGCCAGCUCGGACGAGGACGUGGUGGCGGGUGUGAACGGUCUGACUCUGAGCAAGAGAGCCGCUUUGUCUCGGCAGAACAGCGUGGACGGCAAAGAAAGCUCAUUCCCACUGGUGGGCGAGCAAGGCUGCAAAAUGACAACCUCUCUGUCAGUUCCCCCGACCUCUAAAGCUGCGUACGAGAGAUCUCUAAACCAACACCAACCCUUGGCACGACGCAGCACCAUACCUACCGAACAGGAGGGCGGUGGCGCUGGGCGCCCUGGUCUCAGAGACAACGUGCACAAGAGACGACUUGGGAACGACCACUACGACUCCGACUCCCAGCUCUACUCUGACUCCGUCAUGCUGGACUCUCCAAAGGUGCCAGUGGAGCGCAGAAAACUGAACACUUCCCCUCUGGCCUUGCUGACCAGCUCCAGAGAGUCUCUAGACAGCAACGCCAGCACAUCCUCACCUAGCACUGUUCGCAGGCGUCCACCGGGCCUCUUGGAGAGGAGAGGCUCUGGCACCCUGCUUCUAGAUCACAUCUCCCACACCAGGCCUGGCCACUUGCCACCGCUCAACGUCAACCCCAACCCUCCCAUCCCUGACAUUGGCACCAGUAGCAAGCCAUCCUCGCCUUUGGCCAGUGGUAUUCGAUCCUUAGCACCAGUAGCACCAAACACACCAAAGAGAGGCGGGUUAAAGUGCAAGAAGAAACUUGUGAGAAGGCACUCUAUGCAAGUGGAGCAGAUGAAGCAACUGUCUGACUUUGAGGAGCUGGCUCAUCAGUGACUAAGGGUGUUUAUGCAGUGUUUUUAGUGUCAACCGCCUACAUUAUCGGCGAAUACAUCCAUGAGUUCAGUGUACACUCAUAGGCGUGUAGAUAUUGAAUAACGAACUGGAAAACUAUGGGGCGCCGUUUGUAAAGCAGCUCAUGCUGAAAAUUACAUUUUCUCACAUUUAGCGCCACACAGUGUUUAAAAUGUGAUGUAAAAAAUAUAGAGUCACUUUUUUUUUUUGCACAUUUACAACAUUAUUUAGCAACUUCAAUAUUUGUUAUUAAAUAAUAAGUAUUGGACCUUAAUGUUUAA
Corythoichthys intestinalis (scribbled pipefish) is the source of this 2295-nucleotide messenger RNA. RefSeq names its product ankyrin repeat domain 34C (gene ankrd34c). The transcript has 2 exons. Bases 407 to 1996 code for a protein of 529 amino acids. Lineage: Eukaryota; Metazoa; Chordata; Actinopteri; Syngnathiformes; Syngnathidae. The record is from RefSeq and is a predicted model, not a curated record. Gene Ontology annotation, molecular function: protein binding.